AUGGGAGCCGUCGCAUCGUGCCUCAACAGCAUCGUCUCGGCGAUUGCCGGACUGUUCCACACCAUCUUCUCCGCCAUCGGCAGCAUCCUGCACACCAUUGUCUCGGCCGUGGCAUCGUGCCUCACGGCUACGUUCAACUGCAUCGCCGACGUGCUCUGCUGUCGAUGCGGCGGCGGCGGUCGACGCAGGAGCAAAGUCUAG
Molecule: messenger RNA, 201 nt
Organism: Sporisorium graminicola
Lineage: Eukaryota; Fungi; Basidiomycota; Ustilaginomycetes; Ustilaginales; Ustilaginaceae
Exons: 3
Coding region: 1-201 (66 amino acids)
Source: RefSeq, a predicted model, not a curated record